UUUAUAACGAAGUUAAUCUUAAUUAGAUAGCAUAUGGCUCUUCAUGGCUGACACACCACCUACCUAAAAGUAUCUAGUUACAGCCAGAGUUUGCCAAGUAAGGUUAGGCUACAUCAACUCUACGGAGUUGAGCGACGUUUUUUAAACGGAUCUCAGUUUUUUAAAUGAAACUCCGUCUCCUUCGAGUCGCUAUGCAGUCGAUACUUCAUUAAACCCUUAUCGUGUACCUAUGUUUGUCCUCUGUUGUUGGAUGAGGUACAGGUGACAUGGAAAACUACAGUAAGGCGUGGACGGUGGAACAGCCCUGCCCCUGCCCAUUCCCUGGCCUCUCCAGCGACACCAAUGAGGUUAGAGUGAAGGAUGGCAGCAAGAUCCGCAAUCUCAUGCGCUACGCCCUGAGCUGCAUGGAGGUCAAGCCCAGGGCGCUGGAAGGCGAGGGGGGGCAUCCUAAGAGUGAAGAAGGGGGUAGCACCACCGAGGUCCAGGAAACACCAAGCUCCCAGGCACCGGAAAAGAUGCCUAGCCGGCAGAUAGUAUUCACUGGGACGGGGAAGGGGGUCUCCAAGGCCAUCACCUGUGUGGAGAUCCUGAAGCGCCGUGUGAAAGGCUUGUACCAGCAGACCAGGCUGCUCUUCAGCACUGUCCUGGAGGUGUGGGAACCCCUGGAGCCCGCGGCAGGCCUGGACAGCCUCAACGUUAGUAGGAACAUACCCGCUAUCUGGGUACUGCUCUCCAGAGACCCCCUGGAUGCCAGCCUGCCUGGAUACCAGGCUCCAGGGAACUUUGAUGCCCUGUGGGCACAGGCUGCCAAAGAGGAUGCAGGGGUGGCUGGUGGACAGAGGCAUGGGGGCAGGAGGAAGAGGGGAGGUGGUGGUGGCAGGGGUAAGGGACCAGGAGGCCCUGUCAGACAGACUGGUCGAUCCAGAGAGCCAGGAAAAGGCCAGAGUCGUGGUAAGGGGGCGCUGGCAGGGCAGGAAUGAGAUGUGAUCUGUGUGUGGAAGAGGCCUUUGGACCAACCUGUUAACAUCACAAGACACUCCCCCAUCGGCCGAUGAGUGCACAAAAUAUCAACCUUUCCAACUUUUCCGUUAUUGUGUUAGGACUCACUUUUUGGGAGAGAGGAUGUGAGGGAGUGCCUAAGUUCAUAGGUCAAGCCUGAGAAUCUUCUGACUUGGGUGGAAAUGUUUUUAUGACAGAUACUUUUUUUUGUGCUCUUAUAUUUAAGUUCACUAUUUUGUCUCAUAAGUAAAUAAAGUGUAGCCUGUACAUGAUUGCA
Salvelinus namaycush (lake trout) is the source of this 1276-nucleotide messenger RNA. RefSeq names its product ribonuclease P/MRP 25 subunit-like (gene rpp25l). The coding region runs from base 267 to 980 and encodes 237 amino acids. Gene Ontology annotation, biological process: tRNA 5'-leader removal. Lineage: Eukaryota; Metazoa; Chordata; Actinopteri; Salmoniformes; Salmonidae. Gene Ontology annotation, cellular component: ribonuclease MRP complex. The transcript has 2 exons. Gene Ontology annotation, molecular function: RNA binding. The record is from RefSeq and is a predicted model, not a curated record.